Messenger RNA from Magnolia sinica, 845 nucleotides. RefSeq names its product two-component response regulator ORR9-like. NCBI's taxonomy places the organism in Eukaryota, Viridiplantae, Streptophyta, Magnoliopsida, Magnoliales, Magnoliaceae. Bases 116 to 784 code for a protein of 222 amino acids. The record is from RefSeq and is a predicted model, not a curated record. Gene Ontology annotation, biological process: phosphorelay signal transduction system; cytokinin-activated signaling pathway. The transcript is spliced from 5 exons.
AUAUAUAUAUAUAUAUAAAGCAUCUCUCCCUAUAUAAAGCAAUCGCAAGACCACACAAGCAAGAAGAGAGAGAGAGAGAGAGAGAGAGAGAGAGAGAGAGAGAGAGAGAGAGAGAAUGGAACUAAAGGAAGACCAUGAAGACUCACACCACCACCAACAAGACUUCCAUGUUCUAGCUGUCGAUGAUAGCCUCAUAGACAGGAAGCUCUUAGAAAAGCUUCUUACAAUCUCUUCCUACCAUGUGACAUGUGUGGAUUCUGGAAGUAAGGCGUUGGAGUAUCUAGGCUUGCCGGACAAUCUUGAUAAUUCUACUUCUUCUACAACAGAACAACAACGCGCCGUGAACGUGAAUUUGAUAAUCACAGACUACUGCAUGCCUGGGAUGAGCGGCUAUGAUUUACUCAGGAGGGUCAAGAAAUCUUCAUGGAAAGACGUUCCAGUCGUUGUUAUGUCAUCGGAAAACGUGCCCUCCAGAAUCAGCAGGUGCUUGGAAGGAGGGGCAGAGGAGUUCUUUUUGAAGCCUGUUCAGUUAUCUGAUAUGAAGCGGCUUCAACCUCACCUUUUGAAAUCACUCAAUUCUACUUCCAACAAUAAUAACAACAACAACGCAACAAACAACAGCAGCAACAACAACAACAACAACAACCACACAACAAACAACAGCAGCAGCAACAACAAUAACAACAACAACACAACAAACAGCAGCAACAACAAUAAGAGAAAAGCUAUGUCUCCUCCACCCAACGAGAGAAGACCCAAAUGUAGAAGUUUAACAGUUGUGUAAAAACAUAAAAUCAUAAGCAAAUUUUGUCAUAUACAGGUUUGGAUUCGCAUCCUUUUGCUGA